AGGCAUGCAUGAGGCGCCAUGUUGACUAUUGACCUAUGCUAUUGACCAAUAUCCAAUAUGGUCACUAUUUAGCACCACAGUUUUAUUACAUUGUUCUAUAACCAUUAUAAACUUAUUUAAUGAGAAAAAUUUAGUUUGAAAAAUGUUUCUAGUGAGUGUAUUUUUAUGCAAUUUAUGAAAUAUUGCAGUGUUAUGUUUAUGUCAGAACCAGAAUAUUAACGAUAAAAAACGUAGUGAUUCAGUUGGUGUAAAUACAGACACACACAUUUAAUUAAUCUUGAAUGUGGUGAAUAAUAUAGAAUUUAUGUGUCUUAUAAUGGAUUCAGUUGAUUAAGGUCUGUUUUAUUUUAAAUAAAAAUGCUUCGCAUUAUUAUUACGUUAACCCUUUGGAUAUUCGCCAUGGGUGAUGAUUGGACUACACAAUGUAACAAAUGUAAAUGUAUAUGGUCAGAUGGACGUAAAAAGGCUGACUGCAGUAAUAUAAAAUUAAUAACCAUUCCAGAUAAUUUGAGUUCUGAAAUAAGAGAUGUAGACAUUUCGUCAAAUGAAUUGUAUGAACUAAGAGACUAUGCAUUUGCCAGUGUAAAUUUACAAAAUAUUAAUAAAUUAAAAUUGAGGAAUUGCACUAUAGAAAAGGUUCAUAAAUUUGCUCUUGCAAAAUUAGCUCUCUUAAUUGAGUUGGAUCUUUCUCUGAAUGAUAUAAGUGAACUAGAGGAAGACACUUUCAAAGAUAAUGAAAAGCUAAGAACACUAUUUUUGAAUCAUAACAAUUUAAAACAAUUACAUGGCACUGUCUUCCACAAUUUAAGAUAUUUACAGAAAUUUGAAGUAAAUAGUAAUAAAAUCACAUAUGUGGAUCCUUACAUCUUCAAAAAUGGACCAGCAUUGCAAUAUGUGGAUUUAAGCAACAAUAAAUUAAAGUAUAUUGAUCCACAAUUUCUAAUGAAUUUAGAAAGAAUAAUGAGUUUUAAUGUUCAAAUGAACCCAUGGAUUUGUGAUUGUAAUCUUAAAAAAUUGAGAGAUUUGGUAAUUGAAAAUAAUUUAGUUACAACACCAACAGCAUGUGUAGAACCUCGAAGACUUAAUAAUACACUAUGGAGCCAACUUGAAUCAAAAGACUUUGCAUGCCAACCUAAAAUUAUAAGCAUAUUUUCAAAUGUCCUAGACAAUGUAGUAGCAUCAAAUGUUACAGUAUUUUGUAAAGCAGAAGGUGAUCCAGACCUUGAAGUUAAUUGGAUGCUUAAUGGGCGUACAAUCGACAGAGAUUCUCAAAAACAAAAGUAUUACAUUCGUGAAGAUACAACAGGCAGUUUAUCUUGGUGCAAUUUGACAAUUUUUCAAUUUGAUUUUGGGGAUAGGGGUGAAUAUCGAUGUAUUGCAAAGAAUGCUGCUGGAAAAGAUGAGAAAAAUAUCAGCCUCACUAUAGGAAACGACUUUUAUAAUAAAAGUGUUUAUAGAACAUCUUCGUCAGGCAUGCUUAACUUAGCUAUAGGAUUAUCUGUCGCGAUUGUAGUGUUGCUUAUUUUGGUAGCUGUGUUAAUAUUUUAUUGCAUUAAAACUAGCCGUAAAUCUGAAUCAAAACUGAAUCCAUUGAAUCAAUCAAACGAUUAUAUUAAUUUACCUGUUAGACAAGAAGCUGAAAAGUCUCUCAUAACUGAAGUAAAUCCAGUAACAAAGCCCCCCAGACAAUAUUCAGCAUCUGCUAUGAAUGGUUCAAUGGAGCUUGAUAUUAAGACAAAUUUGUUGGAGAAUGACAUGAGUUAUGGUAUCGACGAUGAGUCUCAUUCAUUCGACUUCGAACGACCCACACAUAGCAAAUCUCAAAACAUCAAUGCUGUAAACGGAAUUCAGCUUCCUCCCGAUCUCCUGUCGUUUUCACAUCGCAGCAUUCAAAUUUCUCCAACGGCAAGUUCUGUAUCGAUGAUCCAAGAUCCAAUUAUUCAGCCACAAGGCUACGGCUUGCCAACUAAUAUUCAAAGUCCUUUGUACGAUUCCUUGAACAUGUGCCGAACCUUACCAUAUUCUAGAAGUCAAUCGCCAUUCGUUUCGCCCUUAAAUUCCGUCAUGGUGACGUCUUGUCCUAGUGGAUAUGUCACUAUACCUCGAAAACCUAGAGCGAGUUGGAGUAGUGAGUCUCCUGGACAUUCCUUAAUAGCAGAUCCUGUCUAUGAUAAUCUUGGAGCACGUACGACGGCAGGAGGAAAUUCUCAAUUAUCAUUAAAUCGUUUAAACGAUAUUCCCAAGCCGAAAGUAGCUACGUUGCCCCGAAAUUAUCUCAUUCCAAGGGCUACAAGUGCCGAACAACAGGUGAUCAAAAGAAAACCCAAUACAGAAUACGAACCAUUUUCUUUACUGUCUACUGACGUUGAUUCCGCGAAUAGUGGAAUACAAAAUAAUUCGGGAGCAGGAGCAAUGGUUAAGGUUCCUCCUCGACCUCCUCCGAAGCCUAAAAAACGUUCUUCUACAGGGCCAUUGUUUGAAGAUGAGGGUGAAGAUGGAACCGAAGUCUGAGAGAUGUAAUAUAAAUAAAUAUCCAUUUUAUUAAAUUAAGUUUGUGAUAGAACUGGCGAGGUACCAGUGGCAAUAAAGUAAGAAAUUUGUAAUUACAUUUCAUUGUAUCUUAAAUGUAAAAUAAAAACAAAUAUAUACAUAAAAAAAGAA
Agrilus planipennis (emerald ash borer) is the source of this 2661-nucleotide messenger RNA. RefSeq names its product leucine-rich repeat-containing protein 24. Gene Ontology annotation, molecular function: protein binding. The transcript is spliced from 3 exons. Lineage: Eukaryota; Metazoa; Arthropoda; Insecta; Coleoptera; Buprestidae. The coding region runs from base 358 to 2511 and encodes 717 amino acids. The record is from RefSeq and is a predicted model, not a curated record.